Molecule: messenger RNA, 1722 nt
Organism: Rotaria socialis
Lineage: Eukaryota; Metazoa; Rotifera; Eurotatoria; Philodinida; Philodinidae
Source: the annotation of a GenBank genome assembly
AUGGCCAUUGACGAAGUAAUAACAAGAUCAAAAUCAAUGAGCGAAUCAACAAGCAAUUUUAAUAUGCUACAAAAUGAUAAACGUAAUAAAGGUUCAAAUCUUCCUGCACGUAUGGGCUAUCUUAUUGCUCGUAGACAUCGUAUUGAACGUUGGGCAUAUGACGGACGAAGUACAUCCAUUAGUGCCAGAUCAUCAACAACAUCUGCGACAAUAGGAUCAAUAUCAGGACAGAAACGUUCCGAAAGCUCAUUUUCACAAAUCGAUCGUAAGUUUAAUUUAGAUUUAGUUCAAUUGAGUGAACAAAGGCAAAAAGUCAUCGAACGAAGAAACUUCGACCAAAAAAUAUUUGCUAAUAAACAAGCAAUAAAAUAUAAAGAAAAUCCAGCUAUACUUAAAACAUUAAGCUACGUUCGAAAAUGUUGUAAAUAUGAUGAUCAAAAGGGUGAGGUAGAAGAUAAUAUUGAUCCAAAAAUAUUUUUGGAAGAAAAUUCAUCGCCUAAAAGAAGUCGAUCAAGAUCACCAUCUCCAACUAAACGAAAUUUAUCCAUGAAGGCUAGUACACAAACAAGCGCAUCGCUUGCCGAAACGUUUCUUAAACAUAAUCAAAAAUAUAUUCGAUCAUAUGCAUCAUCGCCAAUAAGCAAAAAAUUAUUUGAAAGUAAAACUUCAUGUAAUACACCAACUACUACAAAUCGAAGUGAAACAAUACCAACUGAUGACGAUUUUCAAAAACGUCACGUUCAGUUUCGAAUAAAUACCGACGGUGAAUAUUUAAUUUGUCAAUCGGCUCAUGUUAACAGCAAGUCACGUUCAUACAAUGAAGGCAAGCCACCAAUACGAAAUGUAAUAUCAGCCGAUGGUAUUCAACCAUCGAAUACAUUCGUUGAUGCUCGUCCAUCUAAAUCAGCUCCACCAAUUAGAAUAACAUCAUCAGCUCUUGAUAGUACAAGUGAGCAAACCAAGCCAUCACCAAAACCUAGACGACCCGUAUCAAGAAUAAGUUCAGCAACAAGUUCUAUACAAGACUUUCGUCGUCAUCCCGAAAGAUAUCUAAGUUCAUCAAAUCGUUAUUUACCAUUACUUCUUCGACAAAUGACAGAUAUUGACUCGAAAGAGUCCCAUAAUAAACAACAAAAAGAACGAAUUGAUUCUAUAAGAAAAGGAAUGAAUUUUUCGCCACCUAUUUCGCGUCUUUCCGAUGGAUCUGAUUUAACUUAUGAUGAAGCAAAAUCAUUUCUUAGUGAAGAAAUUGAUAUUGCAAAAUUUACACCGCGUGCACCAUUACCGUUAUGGGCUCAACAAGAUCGUAAACUGAAUAAGAAAUUUCGUCCAUCAAGUAAAAUUGAUUUGUUGCAAACAGUUGUUGAGGAUACAACCGAACGUACAAUGGCUAUGGCACGUCUUCGUGAUCGUGAAUAUGCUCGUUUACACGAACUGAUAAAUACAAGUCCGAUUGGUCAAAUUCUUGAGCCAUUUUCUGCAAUAAAAACGGAUGAAAAUGUUCAAGUCGAUCUUGAACAACAAUCCGCGUCGAAUAUUCAACGACAACCGAUUCAAUCAACUGUCGAUAAACUAUCAAUGAAAUCAACUAAAAUACGUCAGCUUGGCGAUCUUGUACAGUCAAUUGAUUCAUUACAUUGUUCAGAUGGCAUCGAUGGACGUAAACGAAGACAAGUUGAUAUGGAUAAAAAUCGAGAAAAAUUAGGCAUUCUUAUAUUUUAA